Molecule: messenger RNA, 2043 nt
Organism: Prorocentrum cordatum
Lineage: Eukaryota; Dinophyceae; Prorocentrales; Prorocentraceae
Source: the annotation of a GenBank genome assembly
GUGUGCGCCGAGCGAUACAUCUGCUCCGACUGGCGCGACCGCGGCGCCUGUUUCUCAGUCCAUCCUGCACGGCAGACUGCCCAAAUCCAGAAUCUGAGCCAAAAGACCGAGUCGCAGAGGAAACAGCUCUCCAACAAGAUCCGCCAGGCACUAAGGAUUCAGCGAGGGUGCCUCGCGCUCUACGAAGAGGCCAAGAAGCUAGCGGAUUGUCACACGGUGCUCGAGCAGCCCUGGAGCAGCCGGAGAUGGUCCAGGUCACCCUCCAUCAAGAAGAUGGGAUCCGAGAUGAGCGAGACCAUCAUCCAUGGCUGUGCCUACGGACUUCGAGAUGAACGGACUGGCCCACUCAUCAAGAAGGCCUGGCGCGUCUGCUCGACGGACCCCGAGUUCGGCAUGAAGGUUGGCCGCGCGUGCUCCAACCGCCCCGGACGAGGAGAUAACCAUCUUCAUCGAGCAAUCGAGGAUGGGCACUUGGUGGCGCAAACCGCUUACUACCCUCCUGCCAUCUGCAAGUCCUGGGCCAAGCACAUCAUGAAGAAGAACGCCACGGUUAAAUACGGCAAGGAGAUCUUCGCAGGUCUGGAGCAGAUUCCAGAGGAGGACGACGUCAACAUGCUAGAUGACGAGGAGGAGUUGCCGAAGGACGAGGACAUCGAGAUGGAGACCGUGGAGACUUCCAGCAAGGGCAUGGGGAUAAAGACUGAGCUGACCAAGAAGGGUUCGGGCAUCACCAGCGCGAAGUACCACGGGCAGAAGGGCGAGCGCAGCAGCAACCGCACGGCCACAGAGGUCGAGCGCCGCAUCCAGCUCUUCAAGAGGCUUAUGACGAAGCUGGCCACCCUCGACCCCGAUUGCGAGAUUCAGGAGCAGCGGCGACUGCUUGCCCGCAAGAGCUACCUGGAGCGCGAGUGCGCUGAGCGACUUCGACAUGCUGAACAAGCCCGGAACCGCGUGUACCAGACAUGGGAGGCCGGCGACCUCGUGCACUUCUGGCGAGAGGGGAAGGGCCGCGAGAAUAGGCCCGGCAAGAAAGGAGGCUGGCAUGGUCCUGCGAGGGUGCUCAUCCUGGAGAAGAGGCACAUCGACGGCCGCGCCCGUACUACGUCAGUCGUCUGGAUCGCUCACGGGAACACGCUCCUCAGAUAUGCGCCAGAGCAACUUCGACCAGCUUCGGAGGCCGAGAAGAGGAUCACCGACUUGCAGAAGCAGGCCAACCUCGGGAAGACCAUGACCGAGAUUCUCGAGACCGCCAAGUUUGGUACCUACGAGGUGAACUACCCGAAGAUCCUCCUCUACCUGACCACGGGGACACGGAUGUCACCAGCAGCCCAGCACAACCAGCUCCCCCUGAACCUGCUCGUCCUGCUGAGGAACCUGGAGCCGCCGCAGGAUCGCCACCAUCAGGAAAAACGACAGAAGGGCAACGACGGGACGGACGACAAGGAUGUCCUGGUCAACCUGCUCCACGACGACCUGGAAAUCACCCUGGGGGCCGACGAGCACCAGACCGUCUACUUCGAGUGCGUGAGGAACAACACAAGGCGGGAGACAGCCGACAGGGAUCUUACAUCCCAUAUCCUCAUCAGCUUCGUUGCUAACCAACGCCGCAAGGACAAGGUGGAGCUCACCUGGUCCAAGAUGAAUGCGACCGAGCACAAGGAGUUCGAGGAGGGUAUCGCCAAGGAGACGAACAACUGGGUGCAACACCAGGGGCUACGACCAGUACCUGCAUCACAAGUGAAGGACACCGCGGACAUCAUCAGGGCGCGCUGGCUUUUCACCCGCAAGGCCGACGGUCGUGCGAAGGCCCGUCUCGUCUUUCUAGGCUACCAGACCAAGGACCUCGGCACGGAACCGACCGCGAGCCCGACGGCAUCCCGAAGGGCACGCAACGCGAUGCUCACAAUCGCCGCCGCCAAUCACUGGAAGCUGAUCAAGGUCGACGUCACCUCGGCGCUCCCGCAGGCCAACGAGCUCGAGAAGGACCUCUUCAUCGAACCCGACAACGUGCUCAAGAAGGCAUUCAACGUGAAGGACGGUUAG